CCUUUGUCAUUGAGUUUGACUUGCUUAAAAUCGUGGGAAGACUUUUGACCCAGCACAUGUGAAAUCGAUGUGACGUACUUGCCGAAUCUCUCUCUGUGUGUGCGGGUCUGUCUUUUUGCUCUUUUCUUUUUACUCCUCUCUAUACAUUCUUAUUAAUUACAUCAUGUCCAACCCUUUGAGAAUCUUCGUCCCCGUCAAGCGUGUCAUUGACUUUGCUGUCAAGGUUCGCGUAAACGCGGGCAAAACCGAUGUCGAUCGUAACGUGAAGCACAGCAUGAACCCAUUCGACGAAAUUGCUGUUGAGGAGGCUAUCCGUAUCAAGGAAAAGGCACCCAAGACUGAGGUUGUUGCUAUUUCGUGCGGUUCUGCCAAGGCACAGGAAACUUUGCGCACUGCUCUGGCCAUGGGUGCUGACCGUGCUGUGCACGUCGAAGUAAAGGACGAUAGCACCUUGCAGCCGCUGGCGGUCGCCAAGUUGCUCGAGGCUUAUACUAACAAGGAGGAAAAGAAGCCCGAUCUGUUCAUUCUCGGUAAGCAGGCAAUUGACGACGACAGCAACCAGACUGGUCAAAUGUUGGCUGGUUUAUUGAACUGGCCUCAGACCACCUUCGCAUCCAAGGUCGAAUUCGAGGGCCAAUCCUUGAAGGUCACUCGUGAAAUUGAUGGCGGUCUGGAAACCGUCAAGACCAAGAUGCCCGCUAUUAUCACCACCGAUUUGCGUUUGAACGAACCCCGUUAUGCUUCGUUGCCCAACAUCAUGAAGGCCAAGAAGAAGCCCCUUGUCAAAAUCACUCCCGAAGACUUGGGUGUGGAUAUCUCGCCUCGUAUCCAGACUUUGAAGGUAGAGGAGCCACCCAAGCGCGAAGGUGGUCGCAAGGUUGGAAGUGUGGAUGAGUUGCUCGAUAAGCUCAAGAACGAGGCCAAGGUUUUGUAAAUGUGAAAUAUAUAUUAAAUAUGCAGUAUAAAAAAGUCUAUUAGAUGUUCCCUCUCCCUUUCUCUCUCUUUCUCUCUUACUCUUUUCCCCACUCGUCUUUUGUUGUUACCGUCUUUACUUAAACAGAGCUUUCAAUACCUUGAUUUCAAAUUUUAAUUCUUUUUUUGGGACC
Messenger RNA from Zychaea mexicana, 1106 nucleotides. RefSeq lists its product as uncharacterized. NCBI's taxonomy places the organism in Eukaryota, Fungi, Mucoromycota, Mucoromycetes, Mucorales, Lichtheimiaceae. The record is from RefSeq and is a predicted model, not a curated record. Gene Ontology annotation, cellular component: cytosol. The transcript is spliced from 4 exons. The coding region runs from base 164 to 934 and encodes 256 amino acids. Gene Ontology annotation, molecular function: electron transfer activity.